AUGGAGCCCGCCUGUGGGACGGCUGCCGCGGUUGCGAAGGAACCCAAGCAUCUCUGGAGGCAGCAGACCCAAUCUCUCUCCGUGCGUAAAGGCGAGCGCGUCAGACAAAGGGGAUACUCGGACACGGAGAGGUACCUGCUCCCGGGGAACAUGGACCGGACGUACGCCAUGGACACAGGACACCGGCCAGGGCUGAAGAAAUCCCGCAUGUCCUGGCCCUCGUCCUUCCAAGGGCUCCGACGGGGCGUUGUGUGGAAGUUUAGGCGGAGGAAUAGCGCGGUUUGUCCCGUGGUGGUGACUUCUUUGUGGGUCUCGCUGUGCCGUUCUCUCCGGUUUGUCUGA
This is a messenger RNA of Knipowitschia caucasica, 342 nucleotides long. The record is from the annotation of a GenBank genome assembly. NCBI's taxonomy places the organism in Eukaryota, Metazoa, Chordata, Actinopteri, Gobiiformes, Gobiidae.